AUGUCUCUCAGCAGAAGGAACUGGUCCGAUCUCUCCAGCCUGGCCAGGCAGAGGACCCUUGAGGAUGAAGAAGAGCAGCAAAGAGAGCGCCGGCGAAGGCACCGCAACCUGCUGUCCUCCUCCUCAUCAGUGGAUGAAGAACCUCUGAGCCCUGGGAAAGACUCCAGCCCGGCUCCCAGCAGUCCCCCUGCCUUGGCCAAGGCGGUGUCCCCGGAGGACGGCAGGGAGAGGAAGCUCUCGGUGGCGCUGAACACACAAGAAGGGAGAAGGACAAGGGCCCCGAUGGCCAUCUCUGAAAAGCUGAGGCAGGAGAAGGAGCAGCAGGAGCCAGGGGUGGGAGUGAGCCCUGCGGAGCCAGGGCCAGAGCCGCGUGUGGGGCAGGAGAACAUCCAGGCUGGAGAGCAGGGGCGAGAUGUGGCCAAGGGCUGGCAGGAGCCCCCAGGAGACCAGCAGCCAGAGCCAGCCUCGGAGAGGAAGGUGGUGCUGAGGGCAUGGCUCCAGGACAGGGAGGGACAAGGCGUGGGAACACCUCAGGGGCAGCAGAGGAAGGAGGUGGGGGACCCCCAGCAGCCGCCGGAGGUGGGGGGCUGCCGGCUGCGCGAGGUGAAGAUCCUGACCAGGCAGGGAAGCAGCAGCAGGGAGGAGAAGACAGCCUCAGUGGUGACCUCCUCGCUGGACCAGCAGCAACCAUCCAGGACUCCCUCCAAGGUGGUAAUACAACUGUCUCCCACCCAAGAAGAACCUACAGAGAAGUCAGAUGCUUCUCCAACUCACAUCAGCUCCAUCAGAAGGACCAGCCCCAGAACUGUCUCCUUUCGGGUGAUCUCAAGGAAGCAGAAAGAAGAGAGCCAAAGCCCUCUCACAAGGAGUGCAAGUCUGAGGAUCCCAGGAAGCAGCACCACCAUUGGGGAGAAGCUGGAGAAGUACACCUCAGCCGUGCAGCGCUCAGAGGUGGUGAAGUCAUCCCUGAGUGUGCAGAAGGGCCUGGUGCUGUCCUCGGAGGGGGUGGCCAGCAAGCGGAACUUCUUCGAGGCCAGCAAGGCUGAGCCCCUGGCUGCCAGGAAGGACAGCUUGAAGGUCCCUGGCUCGGUGACGUCCCGAAUCAACCUGUGGAUCAGCCGGACCCAGGAGCCUGCCAAGGAGGAAAAAAGCAAGGACAUCAGGAGAAUAAACAGCCUGGCAGCCCGGGAUGUCUGGAUAAAGAGGUCUGGGGACACUCCUGGAGACACCAAGCAUCUCGGGGCCUGUGCCUCGGCUGAGCCUGGCUGGGGGCUGUGCUCGGAGGCUCUGGUCCCCGUCUCGGGCAGCGCUGCCUUAUCAGUGUCCCUGGCCCUCGAAAGUGACAGCUGGCUGGCUUGUGUCAGCCCCUUGGGCACUCGCGUAUCUCAGUCCGGAGGGUUUAAAAUAGCAAAUCUCUGA
Messenger RNA from Indicator indicator, 1419 nucleotides. RefSeq names its product ladinin 1 (gene LAD1). Gene Ontology annotation, molecular function: structural molecule activity. The coding region runs from base 1 to 1419 and encodes 472 amino acids. The transcript has 11 exons. The record is from RefSeq and is a predicted model, not a curated record. Lineage: Eukaryota; Metazoa; Chordata; Aves; Piciformes; Indicatoridae.